Messenger RNA from Penicillium angulare, 1962 nucleotides. RefSeq lists its product as uncharacterized. Lineage: Eukaryota; Fungi; Ascomycota; Eurotiomycetes; Eurotiales; Aspergillaceae. The record is from RefSeq and is a predicted model, not a curated record. The transcript has a single exon. The coding region runs from base 1 to 1962 and encodes 653 amino acids.
AUGGCUCAGCGUCAGCUUUCGCGAACGCUCCCGAAGAACUUCACGUUCCCUUCGUUCGAUGAGCCCAGGACCCCCGAACGUCCCUCCACUCAGAUCAAUAUCCCAUCGCCCCCACGUCAUAUCCGAAAUUCACUCCCGAAUACUCGCCAGCGCCCGCGUCGUGGUACUGAUGUCGCCGCGCUUAUCGACUCCGACAUCUUUCUAUUCGGGGGGUUCGGGGCCUCCUCUGACGUACCCUUACCAUCGAUCGAAGUGGGUCAAUCCAACGCGCCCGUGGACUCAUCACCACAACAGCAACAUACCAACGAUGAACGCUACCUUGCUCCGCCACGUCAACGUAUGAUUUUCAAGACACCUCCUGCGCAGAUCCGCGGUACAGAAUUCGAAUCAGGCGAGGAAAGUCAAUCAUGGCCCUCGUGGGAUCAGACACCACUGCCUCAGGAUAUUGAGCGCCCGGGCUCCGCUUGCUCUAACAUCUCCGAUUCAUCGGUGGAGUCAAUCGAGACUUUUGCAUCGCGUCCCUCGAUCGGAGGGAGCUGCUCUAGUGUGGAAAGCGAUAUUUUCGAGCCAUACUUCCACCUUGAACUUCCCAAGGAAACUGAGAUGUCGUCUCCCACCCUACCUAAAAAGGAGAAGGUUCAACGAUCAAAGGUGACCAGCAAGCCAUGGACUCGGGAGAUGGACAACCACCUCUGGAACACCUACCAGAUUUAUUUGCAGGAUCCGACCAUGACCCCCUUCAAGAUGACCCCUGGAAGCAUCCCACCUCUGGGAGUCACCUCACGCGUGGCACGCCGGGCUAAGAAAACUUGGGAGAAAAAGAAGCAGUACUUGGCUAGGACACUGCCAACCAAGCCUUCAGAUCGCAGUGGGAGCUCCACACCGAAAGCACUUGAGGGUCUUUCCAAGGUAGCAUGGCCUAAGUCUGACGCGAAGACCCGCCAGCGCCUCAAGAAGCUUUGCCGAAGCAAGUUCUCCAUCAUGCCUCAUUAUCAGCGUAUGAUGCAGUCUUGCAGUCCAGAGCCCGCUGAGAAUGAGUUUGAUGCUGUUAAUACUACUGCUUAUGGUACACGCGACCUCGGUGCAUCUCUGAUCACACCGUGCAACCCGACUCCCCUGACCCGCCUUGCCGAGGAGCCCGCUCCGGAAACCGACUGGUUCAACAACCCUGUACAGAGCCAUAUUGAAACACCUAUUGCCCAACCCUCAAAUCAACAUCUCAACGUUGACCCUACCGGCAUCCCACGUCUGGGAUCGCCAUUCGUGUACAGUACCUGGGGCCCCGGCGGCACAAAUCGUCCGGUUCAAGGUCUUCCUUCAUCGGCUCAACCAAAGACUGUCCAUGUUCCAAACCGUGUACGACGCAACACUCACUUUGAUAUGACUCCCCGUGAUCAAGAUGAUGUCUUCUCCCCCAAGACGUACGUCGACAACGACCCCUCCGAGGAGGAAGUCCACAGUCGCCUGAACAACUACCUCCGUGACAACAAAUUCCAAGAUAUUGGUCACGGUCGCGUCCGUAUUCGCAACCGCGGUGCUACAACUGGUGCUGUGGGUGGCAGCUCCCGGGAUGUCAGUCAGCUCUUCUCUCCUCCCUCGUCUCUCAACUCCUCCCAAAUCGAGCCUGAAGAGACUACCCCUGUGACCAAGCCUCCUGUCAACCCGUUGUUGAGUCUUGGCGGUGAAAACAUCAAGCGACUGGGCUCGCCAUUCAAGGUUGAAGGCGUAUACAAGCGUCGUACCACACCUGGGCGAUUUAUUCGACAUGGCCCAUCCCUGUCUGAUCCUUUCUCCAACAACGGUCUCCCAGCCUACCCAGGCUCCAUGGGUCCCUCUCCCUCCCAAGAGCAGGUCAAGCCGCAAGGACCACCCACCUCCCUCCAGAACCCCUUCGAGGAGGGGCUUUCGGAUGCCGAGCGGAUUCGCCGGCAAAUCCUUAGCAUGCCUUACAUGCGCAGUUAG